UUAUGAUAAAAAAUAAAUGUUUUUUUUGGAAAUUAGGAAAUUGACAGCUCACAGUUUAAAGCCUUCUCUGACUCUGCUAAUCUCCGACUUUCAAAUCCCUAGUCCUACCUCUCUCAACCCUCGUCUUCUCCGAUUCUCUCUCUCUCUCUCUCUCUCUCUCCUCUUUCUCUCUCUAGUUUCAACUGUUUUCCCCUCUGCUGAAGCGUGAAUUUCAUAGAUUAGUGGAGUUGCAGGAAAAAAAAAUUAAAAUAAUGCCGGACUUUGGGGAUGAAUUCAUCAUAGAAAGCUACAAAGUUCCAUGGCUGAUAUGGAUCCAGCUUGUUAUCACGGUUCUAAUCAUCAUUAUCCUCUUUUUCGGGUUCAGCAUCUUUGCUUCAGACACCUCGUCCAGCUCCUCCACCGAUUCGCCGUCUAAUAGCACCGCCGCCGCCGCUGCCCCUCCGCCCAAUCUCAUCAGACCUAAUUCCCCCCGCGGAAGAAUCAAGGUGGAAGACCGGAGAGUGAGGGUGGAUGGAGAAAUUAGUGGAGUGGAAGUAGAAAACCAAACCGGAGAGGAGUCUUCUUCAAUUAAGGAUAUCACGUUUUUCAGACAACCGAAUCACCCUUGCAACUUCAUUGAACAAGCCAAACGAGCAUUUCUCAAGUGUUUGGGCCUCAAUCCUGCCCCUGACCACGAAAAAGAAGACUAAAUGGGGAUAGUGUAAUGAUCCCUUCAGAUGAUAAGUAGAUGAGGAGGAGUAGCACAUACUUCGGAUGAAGAUUACACGGAAGAAGCCAAACGGGCAUCGAUGCGAAGGGCAAAUUAGGUAUUGAAUUUUAUGUAGAUAAUGCACUGUUGAUGAUGUAGAUAUGAACACCAAGCUGGGCUAUUCUUGUCUACUGUGUUAACUCAUUGUUGUCUACUGUGUUAACUCAACAAUCCACUAAUGCUAAUGGCCUCCAUUUUUUA
This is a messenger RNA of Erythranthe guttata (spotted monkey flower), 949 nucleotides long. RefSeq lists its product as uncharacterized. The record is from RefSeq and is a predicted model, not a curated record. Gene Ontology annotation, biological process: innate immune response. Lineage: Eukaryota; Viridiplantae; Streptophyta; Magnoliopsida; Lamiales; Phrymaceae.